AUGGCGCGCCUCUCCAUAGUUCAACUUAGUGAUGGGGCUAAAGUCCAUGUCAAACUUCUCGGUGACAAUGACGAGACCAAGCCCGUCAUCAUAGUCUUACAUGGUGCGCCUGGCUUAUCAGACCACAGAGAGCCGAUCUCAUCAUUUGGCUUCCUAGCUUCUGAUUUCCGAGUGCUAGUCUACGAUGCGCGGGGCAGUGGCAAAAGCGAGUUGAAGCCACCGUACACUGAUGAACGCUGGGUGGCUGAUGUCGACGAACUGAGAGCUUGGGCUGGCGUAGAAAAGUUCAUUCUGGCCGGGGGUUCCUACGGAGGCUUUGUCGCUUUGCAGUACGCCAUAUCACAUCCCGAUCGUCUUCAGGCUCUCAUUCUGAGAGAUACGUGGGCAUGCGGCCUCCGUGGGGCCUUCAACUUCAUCAAAACUAUCCUGACCAGUGACCGGAUCAAACCAGACCCGGAUAGGCAGGUCCGACUCAACAGCGGCAACAUUCGAGACAAUGAGGACUUUGCUGCUUCCUUUGCGGAGAUUGUUGACAUCUACAAACCAGAAGACGACUCGGCAAUUGCGGAUUCAGGAGACGCAACCUUCGAGGGCACCGUUGCCGACGAGUAUAUCCUCCACUAUGAAACGCACAAUUUUGCCUUUUCUUAUAAUCUUCCGCGACUUGAUGUGCGGUCACGACUGAAGGACAUCACUGCACCAACACUCGUUGCGACUGGGAGGCAUGACGUUGUCGUACCUGUUGAGUAUGGAGAAGAAAUUAGUAGGGGGAUUCCAAACAGCGAGUUCGUGGUCUUUGAGAAGUCUGGUCACAGUCCGCCAACUGACGAGCCGGAAGCCUUCCAAGAGACUGUAACCCGCUUUCUUUCAAAAUGGGCCAAGUAA
This is a messenger RNA of Colletotrichum godetiae, 885 nucleotides long. RefSeq names its product alpha/beta hydrolase fold protein. The coding region runs from base 1 to 885 and encodes 294 amino acids. Gene Ontology annotation, molecular function: peptidase activity. Gene Ontology annotation, biological process: proteolysis. Lineage: Eukaryota; Fungi; Ascomycota; Sordariomycetes; Glomerellales; Glomerellaceae. The transcript is spliced from 2 exons. The record is from RefSeq and is a predicted model, not a curated record.